UUCCACUUUUUGCUUGGAUAAAGAAAAGCCCUUAUUCCCUUUGAUUUCCAAGUCAAAAUCAUCAAACCCUCUCUCUCUCUCCCUCCCCCUCCGUGAGACCAAAAACCAAAGAGAACAUGCAGAUUUUCGUGAAAACCCUAACUGGGAAGACCAUCACUCUUGAGGUUGAGAGCAGCGACACCAUCGACAAUGUGAAAGCCAAGAUCCAGGAUAAGGAAGGCAUCCCUCCUGACCAGCAGAGAUUGAUUUUUGCUGGUAAGCAAUUGGAGGAUGGCCGAACUCUUGCAGAUUAUAACAUCCAGAAGGAGUCAACGCUUCACCUGGUUUUGAGGCUGAGGGGAGGAACUAUGAUUAAGGUGAAGACUCUUACUGGGAAAGAAAUUGAGAUUGAUAUUGAACCAAAUGAUACCAUUGACCGGAUCAAGGAAAGGGUUGAGGAGAAAGAGGGAAUUCCUCCAGUGCAACAAAGGCUUAUCUACGCUGGCAAGCAGCUUGGAGACGACAAAACAGCUAAAGACUACAACAUUGAGGGGGGCUCUGUCCUUCAUCUGGUGCUUGCACUACGGGGUGGCAGUCUUUAAUCGUAUUUUCGGUUUAGGCAAAACUCUUUUGUUUGGGCUUUUUUUGAGUCUUGAUACUUGAAAACAUUUGAGUUGCAUGUCUUUUGUUGAUAAAUUCGAAUACAUGGCAAGAAAGCUUGUUGUUCUAAGUUGGUUAUUGUGGACAUAAUUAUUACUGUGUUACAUACAUAAUUCUCUGUC
Messenger RNA from Prunus avium (sweet cherry), 761 nucleotides. RefSeq names its product ubiquitin-NEDD8-like protein RUB2. Gene Ontology annotation, molecular function: protein binding. The record is from RefSeq and is a predicted model, not a curated record. Lineage: Eukaryota; Viridiplantae; Streptophyta; Magnoliopsida; Rosales; Rosaceae.